AUGGUCCGGAAGUUGGGGAUCGGAUUUUAUUAUUUUGUCACUUUUCUUAGUUUUGUAAAUACAUUACCAUUAACAGUUCAUACAUUAACAAAACCCAAUAAUGAUUUAGAAAGUGUUUUAGUAAGUGAAAAGAAUAAGGUCAAUAUCACCAGAAUAAAUAAUCAAAUGGAUAAUGUUUCAGUUAAUGAAAAAAAAUUGGGAAAUAUCAAUGACGGUUUGAGAAAUGUUAGACAAAAUACACUGAGACCGGGUAUGACAAUACGGGAGUAUUAUAUAAAUCUGUCUUUUGAAGAUAAUGUUUUUUAUGGACGAUUGGAAUUUCGUGCUUUUAUAACAACAGAAACUAGAGGCAAUCCUUUGAUAUUUCAUACUAAUGAUUUAUUGAUUAAUUCAGUAUUAGUAAGUCUUACUACUGAAGAAAACGCAAAUCCAGCCAAUUUUGAACUAAAUAAUAACCGUUUGAUAAUCCGUCCGCAAGGAGCUGCAUUAAGUUAUCUUGUUAUUAUAGAAUAUUCAGGAACUUUAACAAAUGAUGCCCGGGGACUAUAUUACGGAGUUAAUAAUGCGUAA
Diatraea saccharalis (sugarcane borer) is the source of this 570-nucleotide messenger RNA. The record is from the annotation of a GenBank genome assembly. NCBI's taxonomy places the organism in Eukaryota, Metazoa, Arthropoda, Insecta, Lepidoptera, Crambidae.